Molecule: messenger RNA, 1800 nt
Organism: Salvia miltiorrhiza (redroot sage)
Lineage: Eukaryota; Viridiplantae; Streptophyta; Magnoliopsida; Lamiales; Lamiaceae
Exons: 2
Coding region: 1370-1798 (142 amino acids)
Molecular function (GO): zinc ion binding
Source: RefSeq, a predicted model, not a curated record
GUUUUGUGUGUGUUUUUAAAUAAAGAGAGUUUAGAUUUAAUUAGCAAAUUUUAAUUAAAUGAAUUAAUUGGAUUUAACUAAAAUAAAUAUUUCCAUUUUUAGAAAGUGACCAACUUUAGUGGGACACCAAAAAAAUAAAUGUGGCCAACUUUAAUGGGACGGAUGGAGUAUUAAAAUGUGGGACAUCCAAAAAAGGAAAGUGAGAUACUAAAAGCUGGGACGGAGGGAGUAUAAUUUUUUGUUAACAGAUGAAAAUAAAAAUAAGACUAUAAUUUUCAUGAACGGAGGAAGUACUCAUAUUAUUUAUGAGGUCUAUUAUAAUAUAAUUCUACUUGCAAAUGACUAAAAAAUAUUGCGACGAGCAGUAUAUUAUUAACGAUUGAUGGAAUUAUUCUUGUCAUCGUGUGCCAUUUUCCCCUUGGUCUAAGUGUAAGCCUAGUCGAGACCCAGUGGACGUGUUGCUAUGUUAUUGGGUGGCCCGAUUAAUUUUUCAGGCCGGCCCAAAAUUAAAUACAAAUGUGUCUUGCAAUUAAUAAAAGCAAAAAGGAAUUUAUAAACGUUAGGUGACACAUGUAAUGCUCAUUUUCAUUAUAUGGAGUGCUAAUAUUCUCUUUACCAGACUUAGGAGGUGAUUUGUAUAAUGGAAUGAGGGUGGGAAUGGAAUGGUAAUUUCUACUUUUAUUCAAUUUCUUUGCUUGAUAUAUUUUCUUUGUAGAAAUUAUCAGUUUAUUUGGAAUCACCAUUUCUACGUUCAUGAGAAUCACAAUUCUUUCCACCUACCAUGGUAUUACUCAUUAUCAUUCCAUUCCAUUCUUAAUCCUUCCAUCUAUGAAACAUGUAAAUAUGAAAUAUACAUUAUUAUUAUUAGCCCAAUUGACGAUGGUCGAUGAUUACCGUGUCGGAUCUUCUGUUGUUGCUACGAUAUCUGUUCUUCAGCUACCCCAACAAAAUGAUACUACAAGUUGCGCGAUCAAUUCCCAAACUUUCAAUCUUUUCAAAUGGGGGAAAUGGGGGCAAUAUUGUGAAAUAAAAAAUAGGGUUAAUGUCGUGAAAAACCAUGAACUUUGGUGCUAUUUCCAAACUUUCCACGAACUAUUUUUUUUAUCCAAUUUUUCAUGAACUUAAACACCCGAACAAUUUUUCCACAAUUUUCAAUAAGCCCCAAUUAGAGUGCUGACAUGGCACUCUUUAAGUCACCUGAAAGAUGACAUGUCUUCGCCGGCGACAUUAAGAAACGACGUCGUCUACAUUGGCAUCAAACUACGUCGUUUUCUUCAUUUUUUAUUUCCUACAUCUAUUUAGGUCUACAUUUGGGGAAAUUAAGAAAUCACUUCCCCAUUUCCACGAUUGAGGGUUUCAGAAGAAUCUGAUGAAUUUCUCGCCUUCUUCAUCUUAUGGCGCCUCUUCUUCCAUGGCUACACCUGAUUCCCUCCCUGAAUGUACGUGCAAACUUCGAGUGGAGAUGAAAAUGUCGCGAACGCACCUCAAUCCUGGGCGAAGAUUUCUCAGAUGCUCCAACAAAGAGAAACAAUGUGGCUUCUUUGAGUGGGUAGAUCCUGAAAUAAAGCCUAGAAAUCAAGAUGAUGAUGCUGAAAAACUGAACUUCUGGAUUGGAGAAUGCUAUCGCCUGCAAAAAUAUGUGGAGGAAGAUAUGAAGCGAAUUAGAUUGUUGGAGGAUGAAGUGAGACUCCUCAGAAUGGAGAAGGUUAAGGGCAGCAAGAACUGGAAGAAGAAGGUGUUUGUUUGUGCUUGUGUUGUUGGAGUUGUUAGUGUGGUAAUUCAAGCAUUUGUUGCUUAGGG